Pocillopora verrucosa is the source of this 2617-nucleotide messenger RNA. RefSeq names its product neuromedin-K receptor-like. Gene Ontology annotation, molecular function: G protein-coupled receptor activity. Gene Ontology annotation, biological process: G protein-coupled receptor signaling pathway. Gene Ontology annotation, cellular component: plasma membrane. NCBI's taxonomy places the organism in Eukaryota, Metazoa, Cnidaria, Anthozoa, Scleractinia, Pocilloporidae. The record is from RefSeq and is a predicted model, not a curated record.
CUGCACAGUGUGAGUUCAAACUGAUUAAGUUAGUCGCCAGAUCAGCAACAGUAAAGCAGUUUGAACGGAAUGUGUAAGCAAGUUUAGGAGAUUAUUAUUCACUUUUUUGGAAGGAAGAGAGGAGAACUUGACCAGGUCAUCGACGUCAAAGAGUGUAAUGUUCUUAGUCGAGCAAUACAAGGAAAAACGUAGGGAGUAACUUGGAAGGUGAUUUUUCGCCGCUCGGUUAUAUCAUCUCACACCUGCUUAGUUAAGACGCCAAAAAAAUGAAAGGAAAAUCUUCGCUUGUGCCUUCAUCGUAGUACUGCAACGACAGACCGAAGAGUUGAUGUGAUGAUUUCUUACUAACGAGCGUGAGGACAGUUUUCUUGGGAAUGUUAGCACGAGGUCGAGGCAAUAUGGGGCGAGUGCAUCAGGGUCCAUGCUAAACGAGAUUGAGGGGCUGAUGUUCCAUACAAGGCUCACAAAAGCCCAUGUAUAUAACAGUAAAUGGUGGCGAAUGCACUUCCGGGCACUUGAAGUCGAGGGGCUUCCGUAAUGACGUAUUUUCUAUGACGCACGCAGAUUUACAUAGGGUUAUUUCAUGUGGAGUGUGAGCAAGCCUUAAAGAACUAUUAAGGACGUCCGAAAUGAAAUUUGUCGAAAGAUCCAAUGACCGUAGGCUUUGUUGAAAUCUCAUGAAGGUUUUUGUCGCGUAUGUUCUGAACAAAAUUCAGGUUGGCAAGGUGCCCCAUCUCGAAAACAGGACAAAACGCCACCAUCUUAAUGAACAACUCUUCUUCACAACAUGAAGGUAAUGAACAAGCAGCUGGUUCGCUGGUGGCGUGGAGCUUAGCAUACGGAUUGCUGGAUGUCGUCGUAAUACUUGGGAAUGUCAUAACGCUCCUUGUAUUCUUUAGGAAUAAAAAACUUUUGCGCACACGCGCAAAUUACUUCCUAAUAAAUCUAGCUAUAGCUGAUAUGAUGGUUGGUACAUUCGCCAUACCCAUGUACGUCUAUCAUUUGAUUUCCGCGUUGUAUAAUGGUGAAGGUGUCUGGAAACAGUUCAGUUCUAAGAUUUAUACGGCAGUUGAUGUUUUUGUCGGUUGUGCUUCAAUUUACACAUUAACAUUCAUCGCCUUGGAACGAGCAUUCUCUGUUUGUUUACCUCAGAUUCAUCGCCAUGCAAGACUAAAGACUUAUUAUGGACUUCUAGGCUUGAUAUGGCUGCUGUCUAUUUUGGUAUCCUGUUUGCGGUUUCUGUAUGAGACAGACCUCCUUAAAUUGAAAUUUUUCUUCUAUGUUAUGCUGGUUUUAUUCUCUAUCGCCCUCUUGAUAAUCUGUAUCUCUUACGCUGUAAUAUGGUUCAAAAUGAAGUUCCGGUUCGCCAAUAGAGAGGGAAACAAACGUAAGAGGGAACAGGACAAGCGACUCGCCAUUUUGCUGUUUAUAGUGACUGUGGUGUUCGGUCUCACGUGGAUGCCAUUUCAAAUCAUAAAUAUUUUGGCGUUUUUCUGCUACCCGUGUAGGAAAAUGUCAAUCGAUGGUGUCAAUUUUGCAAAGUUCUUGCACUAUGGCAACUCUUGUGUUAAUCCUAUAAUAUACUCCUUUUUGGUUCCCGAGUUUAGGAAGACUGUUGCCAGUAUUUUUAGAAAACUAAGAAACAAUGACGAAACUGGAAUUUCGACGUUUGAAAUGCAUUCGGCUAAAACGUAAGUAGGCACUUACUUAAUCUAGGUCAUUAUACGCACAGAUUUUACAUAGUGAUCGAGGGAGCUGGGGCGAUUAACAGCUGCAAUCUUUCAGUCCCGGGUUAGCAUUUGCAAAGGCCAGACUGGAUGUCAAGGUGUUGAAAAGUUUGUUCUCACAAGCAAUUUGCUUUGUCUGGUUCUUAAGAAACGUCUCAUAUCUCCGGCGUACACUCCGUUGCAAUGCAAACUUUAACUUUCCAACAGCGUCGGUUCUCCCAGACUUUUCUCGAAUUGUCGAUCAGGUAACUUGAUGCCUUACCCUCACCUGAAUGCGUCGUCAAGUUAAACGCUUACGCCCAGCUUAGAAAGCAAAUUUCGCCUCAAGCUUUUACCUUCUUUAUAGAAUUGUUAUUCAAUACUUGAAAGUUAGACUUUGAGUCUCUUCAUAUAUCAUUGCUUAAGAUGUCCCUGUCAAGUAAACAAAUUGAAUGUAUCUCAUCCACUAUUUUUAGCUAAGUAAUGAUUGUUCUCGAUGUAACUUCAAUUUUGAACGUCUGAAGAAUUCUUUUGACGAAAACACAUUCAACAAUUAGAAGCGAAAGCAGGUGAACAGAAUCGUCCGAAAAAUGCCGUUGGACCCGAAUCAGUGAAGUGACAAGUUAAUUUUAUAAUGAGUCUUUGUAUUAACACGUAACGAAUAGACCUUUAGAGCCAUCCAUCAUGAUUUAUUCAAGAUAAUCAGCUGCAAAAAACUGUUUGACCUGCUACGAAAUAUGUUGUUAGACAAAGGCACGAGGGCUUACAGACAGCAUUAGCUGCUGAGUUCGUCAGAAACACAUUAAGGAAAGUAAAGGUUUCGAAAAUGGAUUCUGAUAACCUUAUCUUUCUAUACGAUACAUUAGGCAAAUUAACACCUAGCACAAUGUAAAUAAAGAUUGUUAUAAAAA